Molecule: messenger RNA, 477 nt
Organism: Gongylonema pulchrum
Lineage: Eukaryota; Metazoa; Nematoda; Chromadorea; Rhabditida; Gongylonematidae
Source: the annotation of a GenBank genome assembly
AAUGCCGUAACGAAAUAUGGGAGUGAUAUGGAACCGCUGAUUGUAAAGGCACGCUGUCGAACUGCCCUUGAACGUGGCGAUAUAGAAGAGUUCAAAUGCAUUUUAAACAGUGUGCUAUCGUCUGGUCCAACAACCAGCGGUUUUACGAACGAGUUUGUGCUGGAGCUGGUUUGGCUGCUUGCACGGAAAAGCGCCGAUCCAUUAGGCAAAGAACAUCAUCGUCUUUGCAGUGAGAUACUUGGACGAGUAAAAAAAGAGCACGGCUUUUUGAAACUGAUGGUUCGAGAAGCGGAUCGGCAUGCUGCACACGGAUUGUUUUAUUCUGCUUUAUCUUACUUUCAUAUUGAUUUGCAUAAAAGUUCUGUUUCGAAUUCUCACAAUGAUAAAACUCGAGGUUUGUCCUCCUUCGAUAUAUGUUUUUUCGUUUUCAACCAAAAAUCUUUUAGUAUGGGAACUGCACUUCUUAGUACUGCAUGA